AUGGAGAUUAACGUUCCGAACUUGAACGUAGAAGAGCUAGCGGCGUACGCUACUGCUAAGAGCCAGGCAGGAGUCUCAGACGAAGAGAUCCUGCGCGAAAUUACACAGAUGCUGAGAGAGGACGGAUGGAAGGAGGCAGCGGUCGGGCCAACAAUUGAAGCGGUUGUCAAACGAUCAUCAGUCGUGGGAGGGAAAGGCUCGCUAAGACGAGGAGACUCGCCGAAGGGCAAUCAGGACGCUAUGGCCCAGAUGAUGCAGCAGAUGAUGCGACUGCUUAGCCCGAUAGCUAGUCGUCUGGAAGCACUCGAGCGGAGUCAAGCUGAAGGACGCUCAGAGCCGUCCUUAGGAGCCAACACCCCUCCGCCACUGUCGACACCAGUCGCCGAGCCAGCUGUCCGCAAGAACAAGUUUCCCGACCUAGAGCGCUUUGACAGGACACGAGGUAACUACCUAGGCUAG
Messenger RNA from Alternaria arborescens, 459 nucleotides. RefSeq lists its product as hypothetical. The transcript has a single exon. The record is from RefSeq and is a predicted model, not a curated record. Lineage: Eukaryota; Fungi; Ascomycota; Dothideomycetes; Pleosporales; Pleosporaceae. The coding region runs from base 1 to 459 and encodes 152 amino acids.